Messenger RNA from Staurois parvus, 355 nucleotides. NCBI's taxonomy places the organism in Eukaryota, Metazoa, Chordata, Amphibia, Anura, Ranidae. The record is from the annotation of a GenBank genome assembly.
CACUGAUAGGCCGCACUGACUGGCGGCACUGCUGGGCACUGACUGGCACAACUGCUGGACACUGACUGGCACAACCGCUGGGCACUGACUGGUGGCACUGACUGGCAGCACUGCACUGAUGGGCACAGGUGGGUGGCACUGCUGGGCACAGGCAGGUGGCACUUAUGGGCACUGGUGGGCGGCACUGGUGGGCAGAACUGGUGGGUGGCACUGCUGGGCACCGAUCAUCAGGGCACUGAUCAUCAGUGCCCUGAUGAUUAGUGCCGAUCCCUGCUCUGACAACUGCCGGUUCUCGGCAGUACUUUCCUCACGCUCUGACAGCAUGAGAAAAGUGCAGCUGAGAACCAGCAAUUGC